UCUCUUCAAUUCUUUCGAUACAACUUCAACAGCAAUCGAGGUCUUGCCAUGGCGAUCGAUGCAGUGAUCCGGGUCAUCAACAGCGAAGAGAGGCCGUCGGCGCCGCCGGUUUACCAGGUGGAGUCGUGGGCGAAGAAGAAGCGGUCGAAGCGCCCCCGCGCCGACUCCAGCUCACAGUCCGAUGAGGGCGGCGACCGCCGAAUGCCCACCGAGGAGGAAUACCUCGCUCUCUGCCUCAUGAUGCUCUCCCGCGGGAUCAGCGGCGGCGGAUCUGGCCUCCUUCCGGGGCCGCUGGGAGGCGCCCCUCGUCGCGGCCCUGUGGCGGAGCCUGCGGCGGCGAGGACUCAGUCGUAUGAGUGCUCUGUGUGCGGGAAGGCGUUCCCCUCUUACCAGGCACUCGGCGGCCACAAGACCAGCCACAGGAAACCUGCCGCCCCCGCAUCCGGCGGAGACGACGCGGCCUCCGCCACGACUAGCGGAUCUGGCGCAGCCGGAAGCGGCGGAAGGGUGCACGAAUGCGCCGUGUGCCACAAGUCUUUCCCUUCGGGGCAAGCGCUGGGCGGCCACAUGAGGUGCCACUACGAGGGCGUCAUAAACGGAAGCGCUGCCGCCGCCGCCGCGAAAGCGACGAAGGAGGCGUCCUCCUCCGGGGCGGCCACCAGCUCCGGAAGGAACCUAGCCUUGGAUCUCAACCUGCUGCCUCUGCCCGCAACGCGGGCCGGCUGGAUCAACGCGAAGAAGAAGGGGGAAGACGAAGAGGUGCUGAGCCCUCUGGCGGCGCCCUUUCCCGCCGCAAAGAAACCGCGCCUGCCUACCGCCCCCAUCGUCGGCGCAGCCACAAAGCAAGAAGAGGAAGAGGAGGUGAUGAGCCCUCUGGCGUUGACCAUCAAGCCGCCGAUCGGCGUCGGUUCACCGUUGCCGACCGCACUAAAAUUAGUCAGCUUCAUCUAGUCAUUUAAAAUUAAGAAAUUAAUUUUUUUCCUUUAAUUUAUGUAUUUUUUUUUCUCGUUUGUGUAUGUGACAAUGAAUCAUUUCAUUCAUUUAUAUAUAUAUAGAACUUAUUUAUUUUA
Zingiber officinale is the source of this 1070-nucleotide messenger RNA. Its product is annotated as zinc finger protein ZAT10-like. The coding region runs from base 49 to 951 and encodes 300 amino acids. Gene Ontology annotation, molecular function: DNA-binding transcription factor activity. The transcript has a single exon. The record is from RefSeq and is a predicted model, not a curated record. NCBI's taxonomy places the organism in Eukaryota, Viridiplantae, Streptophyta, Magnoliopsida, Zingiberales, Zingiberaceae.